AUGCCCCGCCCCCACGUUACUAAUUUUUCAGUCGAAUUCAAAUUUCAUCCAAACAAGAAGGCCACCAUUAUCAAGGCGCCAUUUUCCGGUGGCCAGCCUAAAGGAGGCGUGGAGUUGGGCCCAGACUACAUCAUGAACGCCGGGUUCGAGAAGCAGAUCCAGGAAUUGGGCUGGGAGACCGCAAUCGUCGAGCCCUUACACGGCACCAAGUUCGAGCAGUUGAAGACUGACGAGAAGGAUGACUACGGAGUCAAGAACACCACCAUUGUCAACGAUUGCAACAAGAGAAUUUUUGACGCCAGUGUUAAGGCUCACAAAGACGGCACGUUACCUGUGACGAUUGGGGGAGACCACUCUAUCGGAACUGCCACCGUUGCUGCAGCAUUGGAGAACAACCCAGACACUUGUGUUUUGUGGAUCGAUGCACAUGCUGACAUCAACUCGCCCAAGACCUCCGAUUCGGGCAAUUUGCAUGGUUGUCCCGUGUCAUUCAUCAUGGGCAUCGACAAGGACUCAUACCCUCCAGAAUUCUCUUGGGUUCCAGCCAAGUUGAAGCCUGGAAAGAUCGCCUACAUUGGCUUGAGAGAUGUGGAUACCGAGGAGAAGAGGAUUUUAAGAGAAUACAACAUUCCUGCUUUCUCUAUGUACCAUGUGGACAAGUACGGAAUUGGCAAGGUUGUGGAGAUGGCGUUGGAUAAGAUCAAUCCAGACAGAAAGUUCCCAAUUCACUUGUCAUACGACAUUGACGCCAUUGAUCCAUCGUUUGUUCCUGCUACUGGAACCAGAGUUGAGGGAGGUUUGACCUUGAGAGAGGGAUUGUUUGUUGCUGAGGACGUUGCCCAGACGGGGCUCUUGUCGUCGUUAGAUGUCGUGGAGACAAACCCCUUAUUGGCAGACCAUGAGGAUCAUGUGUUGGAUACUGUCAGCGCUGCUUGUGCCAUUGGUAGAUGUGCAUUGGGUGAGACAUUGUUGUAA
Molecule: messenger RNA, 975 nt
Organism: Sungouiella intermedia
Lineage: Eukaryota; Fungi; Ascomycota; Pichiomycetes; Serinales; Metschnikowiaceae
Source: the annotation of a GenBank genome assembly